CUGAGUCUUUCGGCUUUGGUGGAGGAGGAGGCGGCGGCUGCAAGGCUGCGAAUCCUGGGCUCUGAUCUAGGCCACAGAUUCCAGGAUUCCAUAGCAGGACCAUCUCUGAAGCCGGCCUGGGCAGGCAGGAGUCAGCAGAGUAGCUACAAUGACUUCAACGGUUCUGGUGGACAUCCGAGAUGAGGUGACCUGCCCCCUCUGCCUGCAGCUCCUGACAGAGCCCCUGAGCAUAGACUGUGGCCACAGCUUCUGCCAGGCUUGCAUCAUAGAGAAUAGUGAGGAAUCAGAGAUGGGCCAAGAAGGGGAGAGCAGCUGUCCCGUGUGCCAAACCAGCUACCAGCCCAGGAACCUCCGGCCUAAUCGGCACCUGGCCAACAUAGCGGAGCGGCUCAGAGAGGUAGUGUUGUGCCCGGGGAAGCAGCUGGAGGUAAUUCUUUGUAGACACCAUGGAGAGAAACUCCAGCUCUUCUGUAAAGAGGAUGGGAAGCUAAUUUGCUGGCUUUGUGAGCGUUCUCAGGAACACCGUGGUCACCAUACAUUUCUCAUGGAGGAGGUCGCCCAGGAAUACCAGGAGAUGUUCCAGGAGUCUCUGAAGAAGUUGAGAAAAGAGCAGCAGGAAGCUGAGAGGCUGAAAGCUGUUAUCAAAGAGAAGAGGGCAUCCUGGAAGAAUCAGAUGGAGCCUGAGAGACAGAGGAUCCAGACAGAGUUUAACCAGCUGCGAAGUAUCCUGGACAAAGAGGAACAGCGGGAACUGAAGAAGCUGGAGGAGGAAGAGAGGAAGGGGCUGAGCGUUAUAGAGAAAGCUGAAGGGGAGCUGAUCUACCAGAGCCAGUCACUGGAAGAGCUCAUCUCAGAUCUGGAGCAUCGAUGCCAGGGCUCAGUAAUGGAUCUGCUGCAGGAUGUGAGUGAUAUCAUACAAAGGAGUGAAUUCUGGACCCUGAGGAAGCCCCCUGCUCUGCCUACCAAGCUGAGAAGUAUGUUUCGAGCCCCAGAUCUGAAAAAGAUGCUGCGAGUGUUUCGAGAGCUGACAGAUGUCCAGAGCUACUGGGUGGACGUGACUAUGAAUCCCCACACGGCUAAUUUAAAUCUUGUCCUGUCAAAAAACCGGAGACAGGUGAGAUUCGUGGGUGCCAAGCUGUCUGAGCCCUCCUGUCUGGAAGAACAUCAUGACUGUAGCGUCCUGGGCUCUCAGCACUUCUCCUCAGGAAAAUACUACUGGGAAGUCGAUGUGACCAGGAAGACUGCCUGGAUCCUGGGGGUGUGCAGCAAUUCCUUGGAACCUGCAUUCUCUUGCAGCCAGUUUGCUAACAAACAGAAUGCCUAUUCCAGGUACCAACCCCAGACCGGAUACUGGGUGAUUGGGUUGCAGCAUAAACGUGAAUACAGAGCCUACGAGGAUGCUUCCACUUCCCUGCUCCUUUCUAUGACAGUGCCCCCUCGCCGCGUUGGAGUUUUCUUAGACUAUGAGGCUGGUACUGUCUCCUUUUAUAAUGUCACCAACCAUGGCUUGCCCAUCUACACCUUCUCUAAAUAUUAUUUUCCUACUGCCGUUUGUCCUUAUUUUAAUCCCUGCGACUGUGUAGUCCCGAUGACCCUGCGUCGCCCAAGCUCCUGAGCAGCCUGCUUCCCCCACCCACAGCUGAGUUAGUACCCUUCACCCUGCGGCUCAUCUGCAUGAGUCUCCUUUCUGAUCAGUCUUUGGCAUGCUGGCUCCUUUCCUGUUGAACAUACACCCAGUGGUGAUGGUGAACAUCCUUGACAGAUGUUAAAGUAGGUCGGGGGAGCUUUCAACAUUUUUCAUUAAGCAGACCUGGUAUUUGAAGGAAAGAUUUUUCACUGACACAUGAAGUCAAAUCUAAGAAAUUCUCUUCUUUUAACUGGGCAUAAGUUUUUGUACUGAAUGAAACAUUGAAUUCCACAGCUUUCCUGUAAUCAUUGAGAUAACUGUGUGUCAUUUUUAUUGUUCCUGAUAAGGAACAAUGAAUUCCUGAAAUAAAUUAUUAUUGUUAGAGGCAAAUAAAUAAUAUGUUAGGGGGGCUGGGGAUAUAGCACAGUUGGUAGAGUGCGUGCCUUGCAAGCACAAGGCCCUGGGUUUAAUCCCCAGCACUGCAAAAAAAAAAAAAAAAUGUUAUUAUUACUAACAUAUUGGCUUAGGUCUUGUUUUCAUCUGUUAUGAAAGCAUUUGGCCUGUAAUUUUAAGUCCUUGCAAUUUCUUUUUAAAAAUGCAAUAAUGAGCAAAGAAAUUAUUGUGUAAUUAAAUAUAGAAUCAAGUGCUAAAUACAAACCACUAUAAUUUCAGUGGCUUUAAAUUCAAAAUGAAGAAAAAGCUUGUGACUUCCUCCUGCCCUAUAACCUCUACGACAAACUUUAGACUUGACCUUAAAAUUUAAGGGUAAGCAAACAAAAAAUGAAAAAGAAAUGUAUCAUCCAAGUAAAUUGAAGUUAAAAAAAAUGUUUGGAGGAUGAUGAGAAGAAAAUGAUCAGUCCAAUACAGACUUUUCUCCUGGAAAGGGAGAAAAUAUAAUUAACACACUUUGGGGAAACAGGAUGACUUUUCUCCCACUUCUCCAUACCCCCUUUUUUUUUAUGCCCAGCACAAAUAGCAGGUAAAUGAGCCACUGUGACUUUGGUGGAGGGGGCGCCAUGUGCUUUCCUUUUUGUUUUUCCUUUAUUUUUUGUUUUUGCACUGAAUGUUUUCUAAGCCAACUAUAAACAUAUUGUGAGGUCAGUGUGAGGUUGGAAGCAAACAUCAAGCUGGCUGUCUAUCACUGCAGCCAGAGCCACCACCAGUGGCAUUUGAGCACCUUGCAUGUGACCAGUUUGGAUUGAAAUAUGCUGUAAGUGUAAAAUGCAUACUGGAUUUUGAUUAAAAAUAAUGUAAAAUAUCUUAUUAAAAGCCUUUAUAUUGUAUAUUGCAGUGAUUAUAUUUUGGAUA
This is a messenger RNA of Sciurus carolinensis (gray squirrel), 2935 nucleotides long. RefSeq names its product tripartite motif containing 6 (gene Trim6). The transcript has 8 exons. Bases 149 to 1615 code for a protein of 488 amino acids. The record is from RefSeq and is a predicted model, not a curated record. Gene Ontology annotation, molecular function: protein binding; zinc ion binding. NCBI's taxonomy places the organism in Eukaryota, Metazoa, Chordata, Mammalia, Rodentia, Sciuridae.